AUGUCAGCGAUAUUAUCAACCACCAGCAAAAAUUUCUUAUCAAGAAACCCCGCCAGACAAUGUCAGAAUGCACAAAAGGCUCUUUUUGCACUAUUGAGCUCUCGCCAAUAUAGUAGCGCCACUGAACAAACGUUGAAGGAGAGGUUUGCUGAAAUUAUCCCAGCGAAGGCUGAAGAAAUUAAAAAAUUUAAGAAAGAACAUGGUAAAACUGUCAUUGGUGAAGUUCUCUUGGAGCAAGCUUACGGUGGUAUGAGAGGUAUUAAAGGCCUCGUUUGGGAAGGUUCUGUUCUGGAUCCCGAUGAAGGUAUUAGAUUCAGGGGUCGUACGAUUCCAGAAAUUCAAAGAGAAUUACCAAAGGCUGAAGGCAGUACUGAGCCCUUACCAGAAGCGUUGUUUUGGCUACUUUUGACGGGCGAAAUACCUACUGACGCUCAAGUUAAGGCCCUUUCUGCAGAUUUAGCGGCAAGAUCAGAGAUUCCAGAACAUGUGGUCCAACUUUUGGACAUCCUUCCAAAGGAUUUGCAUCCAAUGGCUCAAUUUUCCAUUGCCGUAACUGCUUUGGAAAGCGAAUCCAAAUUUGCCAAAGCAUAUGCUCAAGGUGUAUCUAAAAAGGAAUAUUGGAGUUACACUUUUGAAGACUCGUUGGAUUUGCUGGGUAAAUUGCCUGUCAUUGCUUCGAAAAUCUACCGUAACGUCUUUAAAGAUGGUAAAAUCACCACCAUUGAUCCUAAUGCUGAUUAUGGUAAAAAUUUGGCUCAGCUAUUGGGUUACGAAAACAAGGAUUUCAUCGAUUUGAUGAGAUUGUAUUUAACUAUUCAUUCUGAUCAUGAAGGUGGUAACGUUUCUGCCCAUACUACCCAUUUAGUGGGUUCUGCAUUGUCUUCUCCAUAUCUAUCUUUAGCCGCUGGUUUGAAUGGUUUGGCUGGCCCACUGCAUGGUCGUGCCAACCAAGAAGUCUUGGAAUGGUUAUUCAAAUUGAGAGAAGAAGUUAAAGGUGAUUACUCUAAAGAAACGAUUGAGAAGUACCUAUGGGAAACUUUGAAUGCAGGAAGAGUCGUUCCAGGUUAUGGUCAUGCCGUCUUAAGAAAAACAGACCCUCGUUAUAUGGCCCAACGUGAAUUUGCUUUAAAGCAUUUCCCAGAUUAUGAACUAUUCAAGUUGGUGUCCACCAUUUAUGAUGUAGCGCCAGGUGUUUUAACUAAGCAUGGUAAGACAAAGAACCCAUGGCCUAAUGUAGAUUCCCAUUCCGGUGUUCUAUUGCAAUACUAUGGGUUGACUGAAGCCUCAUUCUAUACCGUAUUGUUUGGUGUUGCAAGAGCCAUUGGUGUAUUGCCUCAACUGAUAAUCGAUAGGGCUGUCGGUGCUCCAAUCGAAAGACCAAAAUCAUUUUCUACAGAAAAAUAUAAGGAGCUGGUGAAAAAACUUGAAAGUAAAAAUUAA
Saccharomyces eubayanus is the source of this 1440-nucleotide messenger RNA. It is a transcript of the gene CIT1, whose product is annotated as citrate (Si)-synthase CIT1. Gene Ontology annotation, cellular component: mitochondrial matrix. Gene Ontology annotation, biological process: carbohydrate metabolic process; citrate metabolic process; tricarboxylic acid cycle. NCBI's taxonomy places the organism in Eukaryota, Fungi, Ascomycota, Saccharomycetes, Saccharomycetales, Saccharomycetaceae. The transcript has a single exon. The record is from RefSeq and is a predicted model, not a curated record. The coding region runs from base 1 to 1440 and encodes 479 amino acids.